Molecule: messenger RNA, 1386 nt
Organism: Osmia lignaria (orchard mason bee)
Lineage: Eukaryota; Metazoa; Arthropoda; Insecta; Hymenoptera; Megachilidae
Product: tRNA:m(4)X modification enzyme TRM13 homolog
Biological process (GO): tRNA methylation
Source: RefSeq, a predicted model, not a curated record
CUAAAAAAGGAAGUAACUGUUUCUAUAUAUGUAUUGGAUCAAGUUACUCGAUAUACUAGGUUAUAAACACAUAGUGAUUACAUUAUUUUAUAAAUCACUAUAAAUUCUGCAAUCAAACUAUGGAAAAUCAUUGCAUGUAUUUUGUAAAAAGAAAGAAGCGUUAUUGCCGUAUGACAGUAAAACAAGGAAACAAAUACUGUGGCGAACAUCAAGAAUAUUCAUUGGAAUCUACAAAUUCCAAAGACAAUGAAUCUGUAGAUAAAAGAAUAAAGUGUCCACUUGAUUCUACACAUACAUGCUUUGAAUCAAAGUUGUCUAAACACUUGAAGGUAUGCAAUGCGAAAAGGUUGAUGGAUGCGCAACCUUCCUUCAUUGUAAAGGGAGUUAAUAUUGAUAAAACAUGCGAAAAACCGCAACAUAUACCACUUUCUGAACUUAAUGAGCUUAUAGUAAAUGCAGUCAUAGAUAAAGUGACAGCUGCUUAUGAAAAGUUGCCUCAAUUUCCUGAGGUAGUGAGAACACACAAAGUACUCAGUGAUAAAAUAAAUGAUGAAUCUUAUGGGAAAACUAUUAAGAAACAUAUGUUACAAAAUUCUUCAUUGUUAUCUCACUUAGAAGAUGCAGGUCUUGUACAAGAUAAUACAUGUUUUAUUGAAUUUGGAGCAGGGAAGGGUAAAUUAACUUACUGGUUGGGGCAAAUGAUAAAGAAUAAAAAAAAUAGCUGUAUAGUGCUAAUAGAUCGCUCUAGUCACAGACAUAAAAGUGAUAAUAAAUUAAAGAAUGAACAGUCUCCUUUGGUGAUAAAAAGAAUUCGUGCUGACAUUGCUGAUUUAAAGUUAAAUGAAAUUACAGAGAUACAGAAAUUUGAAUGUAAGGUUGGAAUAGCAAAACAUUUGUGUGGUACAGCUACAGAUUUAACUGUAAGUUGUUUGGUUCAAGCAAUGCAAAAUGAUCCUAAAUGUAAUGUUACUGGAUUAAUAAUAGCAUUCUGUUGUCACCAUAGAUGCGAAUAUGCGUCAUAUGUUGGAAAAAAUUAUUUAAAACAAUGUGGUUUUACUCCAAACGAAUUUACAAUCCUAUGCAGCAUUGCUAGCUGGGCAACUUGUGGAUAUGGUUUAAGUAAUAUAACUAAAACUUCAAAUAAUUGUAGGGAUACAAGAACAAAUACGCGAAUAUUAACUUCCAGUGAAAGAGAAAAUAUCGGUCGCAAAGUAAAAGCUUUAUUAAAUUGGGGACGAUUAGAGUAUUUGAAAAGUGUUGGAUUCCAGAGCAAUUUAAUUUAUUAUACCACUACCGAUGUAUCUCUGGAAAAUAUGUGCAUAGUAGCUACAAGAAAUCAAAUUUAGUAAUUUUAUUACAUCAUGUAAUUAAUUUGUUUUCCUUCAU